AUGGCAGCAAAGCUCUGGAUUACCAUAUUAUCUCUCUUCUCCAUCUUCUUCGCCGCACUGUCAAAUAACCUGACCCUAAAUCUCGAGCAAAUAACCUUCGGGCAUCCAAUCUGCAGGUCCCAAAUCGCGCUGGUGAACUUCGCGUGUGCGAUGGUGCCUAUACUCCCGAUGCCGCAGUCGGAAGAUGGAGAUGAGGGUAGUGGAUCGCACCGGCACAGGCACCGGCAUAGGCACAAGCAUAAGCAUGGGGUUCAUGAGAGACCGGAACAACGCUACUGUUGUCAAUGGCUGAAGCAGAUCGAUUCUUUGUGUGUGUGUGAGAUCCUGGUUCAUUUGCCGCCUUUCCUUUGGAAGCUUAAUCAUAAGUACACCGUCGUUGUCGACGAAAAAUGCAGCGUCACCUACUUAUGCCAAGGUCGAUGGCGACUGUGA
This is a messenger RNA of Hibiscus syriacus, 432 nucleotides long. RefSeq lists its product as uncharacterized. The coding region runs from base 1 to 432 and encodes 143 amino acids. NCBI's taxonomy places the organism in Eukaryota, Viridiplantae, Streptophyta, Magnoliopsida, Malvales, Malvaceae. The transcript has a single exon. The record is from RefSeq and is a predicted model, not a curated record.